AUGGCGGUGUGUGUACGCAUGAGAACAUGGAAGGAAAGUGAGAUGCAGGGGACGGGGGAGGAGAAGCCUGGGAAAAGGAAAGGAAGCAUUUUUAAGGUGUCAGUAUUUGGUUUAGUCGCUUUUGUACUAAAUACUCUCUUGGACAUGCCUAGAAAAGGUUUAAGUUUGUACUCCUUUCCAGCAUCUAUACUAAGCCCACCUGCCGUCGCUACUCUCCGGCCAGCGACCGACUCUGCCCCGCUUCCCGGCCAGAGUCCAUCGCUGCCCGUCGCCUCCCACCCGAGCCACCACCGCUACCAGGAGACGACGCUGUUAGUGUCCCAUCCCGCUGCAGCCCCGCUUCCCUUCUCCACCACCGUCGAUGCUGCUCCCCGGCCACCAACCUCCCCCUCUCCAACACCGUCGUUGCUCCUCAGACAGGGCGACUCACCUCCCCACCGUUGCCCCUGCUUCCCGGCAGCCCGCACCCCUACUUCCCUUCUUCCCCACUGCCGCUGCUCCUCGGCCACCAACCUCCCCCUCUUUAGCACUGCCGCUACUUCUCGGACAAGGCUAGCAGCCCCCACCCCUUCUUCACUGGCACCCCUACUUCCCUUCUCCACCACCGUCGCCACUGGAGGGCAACCCACCGCCGCUGUUGCUCCCCGACCACCAACCUCCCCCUCUCCAGCAUCGGUGCUGCUUCUCGGAUAG
Musa acuminata AAA Group (dessert banana) is the source of this 693-nucleotide messenger RNA. Its product is annotated as vegetative cell wall protein gp1-like. Lineage: Eukaryota; Viridiplantae; Streptophyta; Magnoliopsida; Zingiberales; Musaceae. The coding region runs from base 1 to 693 and encodes 230 amino acids. The record is from RefSeq and is a predicted model, not a curated record. The transcript has 2 exons.